Nematostella vectensis (starlet sea anemone) is the source of this 1516-nucleotide messenger RNA. RefSeq lists its product as uncharacterized. Lineage: Eukaryota; Metazoa; Cnidaria; Anthozoa; Actiniaria; Edwardsiidae. The record is from RefSeq and is a predicted model, not a curated record. Bases 102 to 842 code for a protein of 246 amino acids. The transcript is spliced from 6 exons.
ACAUUACGUCAUCGUUGAAAAUAGAAUCAGCAAGAAAAACGAGCAGAGAAGGCUUUCUCUUUUACAAACAAAUCGUACUUUUGCAAACUCGUAUCGCCAUAAUGGCGUACAGAGCACAAGGCAUUCGUAAUUUGGGAAUAUUUCAGAUGGUAAUCGGUGCCUUAAUGGUUGUCUUCGGCAUUGCAUCCGUCGCUGCAGCACAACAACAUUGGACCACCUUUGUUGGUUUCGGUAUCUGGGUUGGUAUUUGGGUCACCAUCACUGGCAUCCUUGGCUAUAUUGGAGGAAGAGAUAACAACACACCUAACAACUGCCUGAUUGGCACCAUGAUUGGUUUUGCGGUGACAGCAUGUGUGAUCUGCGGCAUUAUGAUUAUCUGCUACUCCAUUGAACUUUCACAAUCGUCAUGGUAUCUCCGAAGCAGCUAUUAUCACCAUGAUAGUGCCCACGCUGGUGUUGGCAUUGGCGUCAUGUUGCUCCUGUUGGCAUUGACUGAGUUCUUUGUUGGGCUUGCGUCUGCCAUCUAUGGAUGUAACAACUCCUGUACACCCGUUACAAGCACCCAGCAACAAGUGAUUUACCUUCAAGGACAGUCUGGACAAUCUGGACAACCUGGUGUCAUUGUGUUGGGACCAAACGGGGCUGUCGCUGGAGCCACAACCAUGCAGCACUACCCGAACCAAGCACCCAUCGUCAUCCAGCAGCCGGGAGGGGCCCAGGGCUCCUGGUUUCAAGGUGUGCCGCAGGGGUACCCCCAGGGGUAUGCUCAGGGAUAUCCACAGCAGCAACAGCAACCAUACCAGACCAAAGGUGAAGCCCCUCCUGUCUACACCACCCAGUGAGAGGGUGCGCCUUCCAAAAGGCGACCUUAGUUUACACUGCAGCAGAUAAAAAUCGCAGUAGAACCAGGCCCGUAGCCAGGAUUUUGAGCGGAGGGUUCGUCUACCCAUUUAGCGGACCAUUUUAUCCCGAACCCCCCUGGCUACGGGCCUAAGAAUUUUUAAGUAUUUUUAAGUACUAUAAAGUAGUAAGUUAGCAGAAGUGGCAUAGAUACAAGAUUAAGCAAUUUGUGUGGCCAGAAAACAAAAACACUGCCGUCAUAUCAGGGUGUUCGGCAUUUGGGGAUAUGACCCCCUGACGCAGUAAUUGGGUCGUUCCAGUAAUUUGAAUGAUUAUAUUAACAGUUAUUUUGUAAAGAAAAUUGGAAGCUCCAGUAUACUAACGACUGUGCUUCGGCACGGAUCGUUAUUAUCGACAGACUUUGCUAGCCGGCUCUCCAGAGAUUCGGACCUAUCUGAGAAUAUCUGAAAUAGAGAUGGGAUGGCUUUGGAGACAAAAAGUUCUCAGGUUUCUUUAUUUUCACAAGCGUCAUCUCAAAAGAACGCUCACUGUUUGCGUUCACGUUGUUGGUAAAUACAUUUUAAGCAGGUUUCUAUUGUUGUUCAGUCGCUGCGCUCUGCCACGUUAAAACGUUGAUGUUAAUUCUGCAAAUAAAAAAACAUUGAACACAGUGAAA